GCGACUGCGAGACGAGGCGCAAGAGCGAAGGGAAAAAAUGUUUGAUGUCGCUUAAUCAGGGAAGAGUUUAUCCAUCGAUCUCUCGGUUUUGUAGCGCUCAUAUAUCGUCUCUUCGGGAUAUACUGUGCGGCGGGUCGUGACACUUCUGGACUCCUGCAAACUCCCAGGCGUUGUCGCGAUGGACUGGGGCACGGACCUUUGGGACCAGUACGAGACCAUCGAGAAGCACACCCAGUGGGGGCUGGACCAGGUGGAGAAGUAUGUGAAGUUCGUCAAGGAGAGGACGGAGAUCGAGCAGAGCUACGCCAAGCAGCUCAGGAGCCUGACGAAGAAGUACAUCCCUAAACGAGGGAACAAGGAGGAGCAGGAGUGCAGGUUCAGCCACUACCAGUCUUUCCAGGACAUCCUGACGGAGAUGAACGACUACGCGGGGCAGCGCGAGGUCAUCGCGGAGAACAUGAUGCUGAACAUCUGCGUGGAGGUCACCAAGUACCUGCAGGAGAUCAAGCAGGAGCGCAAGACGUACUUGGCGGAAGGCAGGAAGGCACAACAGAUCCUGGAGAGCAGCUACAAACAGCUGGACAGUAGCAAGAAACGGUUCGAGAGGGAGUGGCGGGAAGCUGAGAAGGCCUCCCAGUAUGCAGAGAAGACGGACCAGGACAUCAAUGCCACUAAGGCCGACGUGGAGAGGGCCAAGACGCUGGCGCACGCGCGCCUGCACGUGGCGGAGGAGUGCAAGAACGACUACGCCGCCCAGCUGCAGAAGUACAACCGAGAGCAGAACCAGUUCUACUUCAGCGACAUGCCUCAGAUCUUCAACAAACUGCAGGAAAUGGACGAGCGGCGGAUCCGCAAGCUGGCAGAGGGGUACAACACCUUCGCCGAGACGGAGAAGCGGGUGAUGCCCAUCAUCGGGAAGUGCCUGGAUGGCAUCGCCAAGGCAGCCGCCUCCACCAACGAGAGAAACGACUCCCUGACUCUCAUCGAGAUGCACAAGUCCGGGUUCGAGCGGCCCGGGGAUUUGGAGUUUGAGGACUACAGCCAGGGCAUCAACAGGGCCUCCUCCGACAGCAGUUUGGGGACCCCCAAGUGCCCCCACGAUCGCCCCAUGAGCAGGAACCGCAACAAGCUCUGGCCCUUCACCAAGAAGAGCAAGUUGCCCCCACCACCACUCACCCCCUUCUCCAACCCCCCUGCCCCCUCGCCCGCUAAUGGACCCCCCUCCCCCAAGUUCAGCCGGGACCCCCUGUCUUACUGUCUGAAUGAGAUCAAUAAGACCGUCAAACCACGCAUCUCCUCCUUCAGGAGCCUGAAGAGAACGCCCACGAUCACCGAGGACUUCGCCCACCUGCCUCCGGAGCAGAGGAGGAAGAAGCUGCAGCAGAAGAUCGACGAGCUCAACAAGGAGCUACAGAAGGAGGUGGACCAGAGCGAGGCCCUGAGCAAGAUGAAAGACGUGUAUGAGAAGAACCCCCAGAUGGGCGACCCCAGCAGCCUGGCGCCCCAGAUCGCCCAGACCGCCCACAACAUGGACAGGCUACGAGGGGAGCUGCAGAAGUAUGGGUCGUGGCUCGCAGAGGCUGGGGGCAGCAGCGAGGGAACGCGUUACUCCGUCACUUUCAACAACAAUAACGGAUCCCAUGAGAAAUACAGUCCCGACGGCGCCCACUCCGACGGAAGCAACCCUGACCAGACCUCCCAGGCCGUCUACGCCGAGUUUGAUGAUGACUUUGACGACGAGGACCCCGUCCCUCCCAUCGGAAAGUGCACGGCGCUCUACAGCUUCGCAGGUUCCAGCGAGGGCACCAUCUCCAUGACGGACGGGGAGAUCUUCAGCGUGGUCGAGGAGGACAAAGGAGACGGCUGGACCAGGGUGCGCCGAGCCAAUGGCGACGAGGGCUACAUCCCCACUUCCUACGUCAAAAUCACCCUGCACAGGAAGUGAUCUUCGCCGCCCUCCUCCCACCGCCACCACCACACACACACCACCCAGCUUGAAGCAGGAAGCCGCCCCCGGCAGCCGACAGGGAGUCCGCAUUCUUCAAACGCAGAGCCAAGCAGAGCAGCAAGAACGCAACCCGGAAAAGUUUCUGUUGAAAUUCGAGGAGAGUCAAGCAGGUCGCCUUUCAGGAAAGCGGCCGAGCCCAGUGGUGGGGAAGAGACGGAGAGAGAGCAGGUGGACAGUGGGCAGGGAGGCAUGAAGGCAGACGCUGAAACCAACCGAAAGUAAAAACAAAAGGCGGAGCUCCCAGUUCUGCCACUGACUGGAUUUUGUCCCAAGGAAGCUCUAGCGUGGAUAAGCAAUAUUUAAUGAUGAUGUUUUUAUUUUUUUAAAUUUUUUGGUUGGCGUUUGCGAAACGGGUUCACCAGAUAACCCCCGUUGUUUUAAAAGAAGCCAACCUGGUCUGUCGUGCCACUAAAGAAGGGAAAUGAGGGCUGCUGUCCGUUUUUACAUUUCUCACCCCAAGGGCUUGUUUGUGUGAUUCGCCCCCGCCAAAGGUCUGACCAGUCUCGCGCUUCCUGGAAUACGAAAACGAUCCCUUGUGCUAAUCUGGUCUAAUCUGGUGUAUCCAGAAACGGGUGUCUUCGGCCCAUUCUGGCUAAACUAAACCUUCCAGUCCCGUGUACUGAAGUACUUCUGCUGUCUCCCUGCGAAAAGUUCUCCAUAAUUCAAAGUCAAUUUGAUAUUAUCGAUACUGCUAUUAAUUAAAGGGGGAAAUUCUUUUUCCACGGGGUAGGUUUUCACCCUCACCCACUCUCCACUGAAGCCGACAGAUUUUCCUGGGAAUUGUUUGUUUGUGUGCUGGAGGUUUAGACCCUGUGGCUUAAGGGUUGGGUUAAUCGGUGGGUGUCGCAGAUUGUAAUGUUGGCUAAGUUGGCACCACCGUCUUCUCCUUCCUCUCUCCAACUGCGCUGGUGCGGCCUUCUCCCUCCUGUAAAUAUUGCCACCGCGCACCUGGAACGGGAGAAGCUUGAGUGGGAAAGAUUUUGUUUUUUUGUCAGUUAUUGCUGCUGCCGCUGCUGGACUUGAAAAACUUAAUGACGUCCAUCAUGCAUCACCCUGAACGCGCCUUGAGGAAUGAAGACUCCUAAUCGGCGUAAAGCGCUUCAGCCAGAUUUCCAGUGGGUUCGAAGUCCAGGCUGGCUGCACAGAGGAGUCUUUAUUUGUACGGGCCUGGUUAACACACUCCCCGACAGCCAUAGGUGCAGCUGUCUCUCUUUCCGAUGUCUGUUCUCGUUUUGCAAACAUCUCAGCUGCGCUCCUUUCUCCAGUUAAGACAUCUCAUUUCGGUUUUGCUCUAAACACGGUCUCCAGUUUCUGUCACUUUAUAUUCUUCGAAAAAAGGGGGUGGGCUCCUCCAUCGAAACCCCCGGGUGAGAGGGGGAAUAUGAAAAAAGAAAACGAUGCAAACUGUUAGGACUGUCGUAUUUAUAUGUGAGAAAUAAUAUAUUUUAGCUACCACUUUACCACGGUUAUCCUCUUGAGACUGAUUCCAUUCUGGAUCUGGCUAAACUUUUUAAAGUGCAAAUGGAUUUUUAUGUUUAAGAAGGAGAUUGAACUCUUGUCUGUGUGUGCCCUAAGUAGACGAUCACACUCCAUGAAUCUUGGUGCCUUCUCUCGUAUUAUAUAGUGUGUUGUACAUAGUUUGAAACAAAUAUUGCCUACAGUUUCCAUUAUUUCAAUGGGAUAUAAAUGAUCACGUUUUAAAAAAUAA
Molecule: messenger RNA, 3716 nt
Organism: Lepisosteus oculatus (spotted gar)
Lineage: Eukaryota; Metazoa; Chordata; Actinopteri; Semionotiformes; Lepisosteidae
Gene: trip10a
Product: thyroid hormone receptor interactor 10a
Biological process (GO): signal transduction
Molecular function (GO): protein binding
Source: RefSeq, a predicted model, not a curated record